Messenger RNA from Microstroma glucosiphilum, 5400 nucleotides. RefSeq lists its product as hypothetical. Gene Ontology annotation, cellular component: plasma membrane; 1,3-beta-D-glucan synthase complex. The transcript has a single exon. Gene Ontology annotation, molecular function: 1,3-beta-D-glucan synthase activity. Lineage: Eukaryota; Fungi; Basidiomycota; Exobasidiomycetes; Microstromatales; Microstromataceae. Gene Ontology annotation, biological process: fungal-type cell wall polysaccharide biosynthetic process; (1->3)-beta-D-glucan biosynthetic process. The record is from RefSeq and is a predicted model, not a curated record. The coding region runs from base 1 to 5400 and encodes 1799 amino acids.
AUGUCGUCGCAUCAACACAACGGCGGCUACGGUGGGGGACCGCAAGCGGGUGGAAACCCCUUUGGAGGAGCAACACACCCUUCCACUCAGCAACACACCUACGAGGAGAGUGGCAGUGAUGCUUCCUUUGCCCAGGGAGACCGUAGGCACACGUACCAAUCCGAGGGAAGCGUGGCCGACCUCAUCCCUGUUCAGCAGUACGAGGGUGACUCGUACGAGGGCAACUACGCCGACAACAAGUACGCAUAUUCUCAAGAGUCUGCUGGUCAGCAGCCUCGUGGCUUCGGACAGGGACCUGGCAGCUACGCCCCCUCUGGCGUGUCGUCUCCUUACACCGACUACCCUGGCACCGCUGGUGGCGGAGCAGGUGGUGGCUACCGUCAACGCGAACCUUACCCGGCCUGGACAGCAGAACACCAGAUCCCUCUCUCCAAGGAGGAGAUUGAGGACAUCUUCAUCGAUCUGGCCAACAAAUUCGGUUUCCAGCGUGACAACAUGCGCAACAUGUACGACCACCUGAUGAUUCUCCUCGACUCGCGCUCGAGUAGGAUGAGCCCUGCUCAAGCACUGGUCACUCUACAUGCAGAUUACAUUGGUGGUGAGCACGCCAACUACCGAAAGUGGUACUUUGCAGCUCAGCUAGAUCUCGACGAUGCCAUCGGCAAAGCCCAGAACCCCGGUCUCGGCAGGGCAGCAUCUAUGGCCAACCGAAAGGGUGGCAAGGGUGGCUCGGCAGCAAGCAAGCUCACGGGCGCUUCUCAAAAGUCCCUCGAGUCCGCCGCAUCGAGGUGGCGUGAGGCAAUGAACCGCAUGAACGACUACGACCGGCUCAGGCAGAUUGCUCUAUACCUCCUGUGCUGGGGUGAAGGAGGUCAAAUCCGUUUCGUCCCAGAAUGUCUCUGCUUCAUCUUCAAGUGUGCCGACGACUACUACCGCUCUCCGGAGUGCCAAAAUCGCAUCGAGCCAGUGCCCGAAGGUCUGUACCUCCGAGCCGUCGUCAAGCCACUGUACAGGUUCCUCCGUGAUCAGGUCUUCGAGAUCGUCGACGGCAAGUUCGUCAAGAAGGAGCGCGACCACGACAGCAUCAUCGGAUACGACGACGUCAACCAGCUGUUCUGGUACCCAGAGGGAAUUGCUCGCAUCGUCCUCAACGACAAGACGCGACUCGUAGAUGUGCCGGCCAACCAGCGUUUCAUGAAGCUCGACAAGAUUGACUGGAACCGCGUCUUCUUCAAGACGUACAAGGAGAAGCGAUCGUUCUUCCACUUGCUUGUCAACUUCAACCGAAUCUGGAUCCUGCACAUCUCAGUCUUCUGGUACUACACUGCCUUCAACGCCCCCAAGAUCUACGAGCCAACGACGACACCGUCAACAGCACAGCUGCUGACUGGUUCUGCUCUUGGAGGUGCUGUUUCGACGUUCAUCAUGAUCUGCGCCACAAUGGCCGAAUGGUCUUACAUCCCGAGGACCUGGAACAACUCGAGUCACCUCUUGCGAAGAAUGGUCUUCCUUUUGCUCUGCCUUGCCAUCACCGUCGCCCCUGCCAUCUACGUACAGGCGUUCAACAAGUCGGGCACUGUGGCGAACAUUGUCGCUUACUGCCACAUUGGAGCCUCUGGCUGCAUCACUGCCCUCUUCUCCAUUGUGCCAUCUGGCCGGAUGUUUGGUGACCGUGUUGCGGGCAAGGCUAGGAAGUACAUGGCCAACCAGACGUUUACCGCCUCGUACGCGCCUCUUCAACGAAGCCACCGAGCCGUCUCGAUUCUCCUCUGGUGCCUGAUCUUUGGUGCCAAGUUGACCGAAUCGUACUUCUUCCUGUCCUUGUCGUUCCGUGACCCUCUCGCCGUCAUGCUGACCAUGAGGAUCCAAGGAUGCAACGACAAGUACUUCGGAUCUGCACUUUGCACGUACCAGGCUCAGUUCGCUCUGACCACGAUGUUCAUCAUGGACCUGUGUCUGUUCUUCCUCGACACGUUCCUGUGGUACGUCAUCUGGAACACCGUCUUCUCCAUCGGAUGGGCCUUCUCUAUGGGUCUCUCCAUCUGGACGCCUUGGUCGGACAUCUUCCAGCGCCUGCCUAAGCGUAUCUACGCCAAGCUGCUCGCUACGGCCGACAUGGAGGUGAAGUACAAGCCAAAGGUGUUGGUCUCACAAGUCUGGAAUGCCGUCAUCAUCUCAAUGUACCGAGAGCACCUGCUGUCUAUUGACCACGUCCAGAAGCUGCUUUACCACCAGGUACCAGCACCCGAUGGAGGCAAGCGUACUCUGCGAGCACCCACCUUCUUCAUCAGCCAGAGCGAGAAGGGACCCAAGCCCGAGUUCUUCCCCAAGGGAUCCGAGGCCGAGCGACGUAUCUCCUUCUUCGCUCAGUCGCUCACCACGACUCUGCCCGAGCCUCUGCCCAUCGAUGCUAUGCCUACGUUCACCGUCCUGACUCCCCACUACUCCGAGAAGAUCUUGUUGUCUCUUCGUGAGAUUAUCAGGGAAGAGGACCAGAACACCCGUGUCACCCUGCUCGAGUACCUCAAGCAGCUGCACCCCAUCGAGUGGGACAACUUCGUCAAGGACACUAAGAUUCUUGCCGAGGAGUCCGCCGGCCUGGGCAGCUCACCCUUCAGCGCUGAGAAUGGAUCGGAUGAGAAGGCUGGCUCUGGGAAGAGCAGCGCCAAGACGGACGAUCUGCCAUUCUACUGCAUUGGUUUCAAGUCUGCCGCACCCGAGUACACUCUCCGAACUCGUAUCUGGUCCUCGCUCCGUGCUCAGACUCUGUACCGAACCGUGUCUGGAUUCAUGAACUACGCCAAGGCUAUCAAGCUCCUGUACCGAGUUGAGAACCCCGAGGUCGUGCAGCUCUUUGGUGGCAACACUGAGAAGCUCGAGCGUGAGCUCGAGAGGAUGAGCAGGCGCAAGUUCAAGUUUGUCAUUUCGAUGCAGCGAUACUCCAAGUUUAACAAGGAGGAGCACGAGAACACCGAAUUCCUGCUACGAGCCUACCCUGAUCUGCAGAUUGCCUACUUGGACGAAGAAGCACCACGCAAGGAGGGUGGCGAGUCUCGCUGGUUCUCUUCCCUCGUCGAUGGUCACUCCGAAAUCCUGCCCAACGGAAGGAGGAGGCCGAAAUUCCGCGUCGAGCUGCCAGGUAACCCCAUCCUGGGAGAUGGAAAGUCAGACAACCAGAACCACGCUAUCAUCUUCCACCGUGGAGAGUACCUCCAGCUCAUCGAUGCCAACCAGGACAAUUACCUCGAGGAAUGCCUCAAGAUCCGAUCCAUCCUCGGAGAGUUUGAGACCUUCAACGUCUCCAACCAGAACCCCUACGGUGGCGGUCACACCGAAUUUACCAAGGCGCCCGUUGCCAUUGUCGGUGCCCGUGAGUACAUUUUCUCCGAGAACAUUGGUAUUCUGGGAGACAAUGCCGCUGGAAAGGAACAGACGUUCGGUACCAUGGCUGGUCGUGGACUUGCUCAGAUCGGCGGUAAGCUGCACUACGGUCACCCGGAUUUCCUCAAUGCUCUCUUCAUGACUACUCGUGGUGGUGUGUCCAAGGCUCAAAAGGGACUGCACUUGAACGAAGACAUCUACGCCGGUAUGACUGCCUUUGGCCGUGGUGGACGAAUCAAGCAUUGCGAGUACUACCAGUGCGGUAAGGGUCGUGACUUGGGUUUCGGAACCAUUCUCAACUUCACCACCAAGCUCGGUAAUGGUAUGGGUGAACAGAUGCUGUCUCGAGAGUACUACUACCUUGGUACACAGUUGCCUGUUGAUCGAUUCCUGACCUUCUACUACGGUCACCCUGGAUUCCACAUCAACAACAUCAUGGUCAUUCUCUCGGUGCAAAUGUUCAUGCUGUCCAUGCUGUUCUUGGGUACCCUCAACUCGGAGCUGUCGGUGUGCCCAACCACGACUAGCGACUACAUCGUUGGAACUGGUGGAUGCUACUACCUGAACCCCGUCUUCCUGUGGAUCAAGCGUACCAUCAUCUCCAUCUUCCUGGUCUUCAUGAUUGCCUUCUUGCCCUUGUUCCUGCAGGAGCUCACCGAGCGUGGUGCACUGUCGGCCAUCAUUCGACUGUCGAAGCACUUCCUGUCGCUCUCGCCCGUCUUUGAGGUCUUCUCGACGAUGAUCUACUCGCACUCUAUCAUCUCGAACUUGACCUUUGGUGGUGCUCGUUACAUUGCCACUGGACGUGGUUUCGCCACUACGCGACAGAGCUUCGCCUUGCUCUACUCUCGAUUCGCUGGCCCUUCGAUCUACACCGGUAUGAGGUUGCUGCUGAUGCUCCUUUACGUCACCUUGACGCUCUGGAUCCCGCAUCUGAUCUACUUCUGGGUCUCGAUUCUGGCCUUGUGCAUUGCACCCUUCCUGUUCAACCCUCAUCAAUUCGCCAUCUCGGACUUUGUCAUUGACUACCGAGAGUUCUUGCGAUGGAUGUCUAGGGGUAACUCGAGGUCGCACGCCAACUCGUGGAUCGGUUACUGCAGGCUGUCAAGGACCAAGGUCACUGGAUACAAGAAGAAGCGAUUGGGUCACCCUUCUGAGAAGCUGGCUGGUGACGUGCCCCGAGCUGGUUGGAGGACCAUCCUCUUCGCCGAGGUCAUCGGACCCAUUACCUUGGCCGUUGUCUUCGUCAUCGCCUACGCCUUCGUCAAGAGUGUCUCGACGACUUCCACUCCUGCUCAGGGAGCCAUUGUGCGCAUUGCCAUCAUCGCACUUGGACCCAUUGUCUGGAACAUGGCUGUUCUGUUGACCGUCUUCAUGAUCUCGAUUUUCCUGGGUCCCGCACUGAACAGGUGCUGCUCCAAGUUUGGAUCGGUAAUGGCUGCCAUUGCCCACUUGCUUUCGGUCGUGGGCAUGAUCGUCUCCUUUGAGUUCCUCUGGUUCCUGGAGCUGUGGAACACCUCGCACGCCGUCUUGGGUGUCAUUGCUACAGUAGCUAUCCAGCGUGCCAUCUUCAAGAUCCUCAUCGCUCUUGUGCUGUCGCGAGAGUACAAGCACGACGAGGCCAACAAGGCCUUCUGGACUGGAAAGGUGUGGCGCAUGGGUACAGGUGGACACGCCUUCUCGCAACCCGCACGAGAGUACUUGGUCAAGGUCAUUGAGAUGUCGCUGUUUGCAGCCGACUUUGUGUGCUGCCACAUCCUCCUCUUUGGACUGUCGCUGCCGCUUCUCAUCCCAUACUUUGACAAGCUGCACUCUACAGCCCUCUUCUGGUUGCGCCCAUCGCGCCAGAUCCACGCGCCCAUCUUUUCGCUGCGAGCGAGAAAACAGAGGAGGAGCAUCGUCGCACGGUAUGGACUGCUGUUCAUCUUCUCCUUUGCCGUCUUCGCCGCCCUGAUUGCAGUGCCGAUCGUCUUCUCGGACGUGAUCGACCUGCAUUGCUCCCUCUGCGACAGCAUCUAG